Messenger RNA from Microcebus murinus (gray mouse lemur), 9910 nucleotides. The record is from RefSeq and is a predicted model, not a curated record. NCBI's taxonomy places the organism in Eukaryota, Metazoa, Chordata, Mammalia, Primates, Cheirogaleidae.
CCUAUACGAACUAUCCAUGUAAUUUGCUUUAAAUUUCUUCCCCUGGGGCCAGGAAGCCGCUAAAGUACAGCUGAUUAAUGUAAUUAUGGGCAGGUGUAUUCUAUGAGAAGUCACUUGAAAUCAAUUUUUGCUUAACAGUUUCACCUAAGGCUGUGCCGGGCAACCGCAGCGAUUGCUACGUUUGCUGUGGAAAUGCUGUUACUCUCUUCCCUUCAGCACGACCUACUCACAAAGUCUAAAAGCUGAUUUCAUUUCUGUGCUGCGGGGUUUCAGGUGGUCCCGACGCAGUCGUUUAAAUAAGGCGCUGCGGUCUCAUUGGCCAGGGGCUGCUGCUCAUUGAUUGGCCCUCCGGAUGAGGUAAAGCUGUUGCUCAUUGAUCGGCUUCCUGAUGACGUAAGGCUGCUGCUCAUUGAUUGGCCUCUUGAUGAGGUGGGCGGUGCCCGAAGCUGCCCAUUGGUGGAGGCGGGAAAUUUAAACAGAAGCAAAGAGCCAUACUUGUUGUGCUCAGGGUUUGUUUCUUUUCUCCUUAGGGUUUGGUUGCCGGACAAGAAAAGGGGGCGACUUCGCUCCCACAACUUUCGCUGCCGCCCCUGAGGGGAAACGGUCAGCCGGGGUCUGGAACUCCCCACUCGGGGGCAGCCUCGUGGAGCCGGGGAAGGCGGUGCGGGCGGAGCCGGAGGCUGCCAUGACGACGCGGCGAGCGGGGCGCCGCCGCUGGCAGCCGAGCCCCUCCGAGCCGCGGCCGCCUGAGAGGCAGAGGGGCCCCGCGGCCUCCCCGCCGGUCCUGUCCCUCAGCCACUUCCGCAGGUCCCCUUUCCUCUGCUUCGGGGACGUCCGCCCGGGAGCCUCGCGCACCCUGCCGCUGGCCGUGGACAACCCGAACGACGAGGAGGUCGAAGUGACGGUCUCCCGCCUGCCGGCCGCGGACCUGGGCUUCAGCGUGUCGCCGCGCCGCUUCGUGCUGCAGCCUAAAGAAAAAAUUGUUAUUUCUGUUAACUGGACACCAUUUAAAGAAGGCAGAGUAAGAGAGAUUGUGACAUUUCUUGUAAAUGAUGUUGUGAAACACCAAGCUAUAUUACUAGGAAAUGCAGAAGAGCAGAAAAGGAAAAAGAGAAGUCUUUGGGAAACCAUUAAAAAUAAGAAAACUUCAGCCUCUUCAACUCAUAACAGAGGGGUUUCAAAUAUUCAUGUUAACAAAACAUUUAGUGUUUCCCCAAAAGUUGACAAAGUUAGGAGCCCACUGCAAGCUUGUGAAAAUUUGGCCAUAAAUGAGGGCUAUUCCCCAACAGAAAACAACUCUUUAAUGCUUGAAGAAGAUAAAUUACCUAUAUCACCUAUUAGCCCUACUUUCAAAGAAUGCCAUGGUGACACUUGCUUGCCACUUGUUAUACGUCGAUCUACUACCUACUCAUCUCUUCACAUUCCUGAAAAUGGGGAAUCAUUGAAAGUAGAAGGUGCCAGCAUUUCAAAAGAUUUUUAUUUUAAUGAGAAAGUCAUAACUAAAUCUCCCUCUAAUUCUAUAAAUAUUAAUGGCCAAAGUGAAGACAAUAGUAAACUUACUCUUACUCCAAAUUACUCUUCAACUUUAAACAUUACACAAAGCCAAGGAAAUUUUCUAAGUCCAGAUUCUUUUGUCAAUAAUAGCCAUACAACUAAUACUGAACUAGAAAUAGUGACGUCAGAUACAUUUAUGAAAGAUAAUUUGAAGCCUGUGUAUUUGGAAUCAAAAAUGGUACAUGAAAUUUAUCGGACAAUUUUAAGUCCAGAUUCUUUCAUAAAUGAUAAUUAUGCACUAAAUCAAAAUCUAGAAUCAGAGUCAAUUAAACCCAUUUUACCCCCAAAUCAAUUUGUAAAAGAUAACAUGGCAUAUGUGUGCACAUAUCAGCAAACAUGUAAAUUAUCACCAUCAUCAAAUGAAAAUUCUGGGGUCCUACAAUCUCAAGAUUCGAGAAAAAGUGAAGUUUUGCCAUGUAUUCCUGAAUGUCAGGAUUCAAAAUCUCCCAAAGCUAUUUUUGAAGAACUUGUGGAAAAGAAGUCAAAUUACUACAAUUCUACGAAACAAAAUCAUCCUAAAUUUUCUGCAGUUCAAGAUAUCUCCAGUUACAGUCAUGAUAAACAACCUAAGAGACGCCCAAUACUUUCUGCUACUGUUACUAAAAGGAAGCCCACCCAUGCCAGAGAAAACCAAACUGAGACUAAUAAACCAAAAGCAAAAAGAUGUCUCGACAGUGCAGUAGGUGAAUGUGAAAAAGUGAUAAAUAAUCAAGAAGAGAAAGAAGCUUUUCAUUCUUGCCUUCCAAUUAUAACUCCCUCUUUGACAACAGUGUCUGUUGCUCGUAAAAGAAAGAGUGAUGGAAGCAUGGCAAAAAUAAAUGUGAGAAUUCCAGUUACAGAGCAUAUGGAGGGACGAGAGAUCAAAAGAAUCCAUUUUUCUCCAUCAGAGUCUAAAACAUCAACUGCUAGGAAACCAACAAAGGUGAAAACUCCCAUCUCAAAAUGUAUGAGCAACAGAGAGAAAUUAAACCUGAAGAAGAAAACUGAUUUAAUAUUCAAAACUCCUAUCUCUAAAACAAACAAAAGGACAAAACCCCUUGUUGCUGUGGCACAGUCCAAUUUGACCUUCAUAAAACCAUUAAAAACAGCUAUUCCUAGACACCCAAUGCCAUUUGCUGCAAAAAACAUGUUCUAUGAUGAACGCUGGAAGGAAAAGCAGGAGCAAGGAUUCACUUGGUGGCUAAAUUUUAUAUUAACUCCUGAUGACUUCACUGUAAAAACAAAUAUUUCUGAAGUAAAUGCGGCUACUCUUCUUUUGGGAGUGGAGAAUCAACAUAAAAUAAGUGUCCCUAAAGCACCUACAAAAGAGGAAAUGUCUCUCAGAGCUUAUACUGCUCGGUGCAGGUUGAAUAGAUUACGUCGCACAGCAUGCAAUUUGUUUACUUCUGAAAAAAUGGUUAAAGCCAUUAAAAAACUUGAAAUUGAAAUUGAAGCUAGGCGGUUAAUUGUUCGAAAAGAUAGACACCUCUGGAAAGAUGUGGGAGAACGCCAGAAAGUCCUGAAUUGGCUAUUGUCAUAUAAUCCUUUAUGGCUUCGAAUUGGCUUAGAGACAAUUUAUGGAGAACUCAUACCUUUGGAAGACAACAGUGAUGUCACAGGGUUGGCUAUGUUUAUUCUGAAUCGCUUACUUUGGAAUCCUGAUAUAGCAGCUGAGUAUAGACACCCCACUGUUCCUCAUCUAUAUAGAGAUGGUCAUGAAGAAGCUUUGUCCAAGUUUACAUUGAAAAAGUUACUGUUGUUGGUCUGUUUCCUUGACUAUGCUAAAAUUUCCAGACUUAUUGAUCAUGAUCCUUGUCUCUUUUGUAAAGAUGCUGAAUUCAAGGCUAGUAAAGAAAUUCUUCUGGCUUUUUCACGAGAUUUCCUAAGUGGUGAAGGUGACCUUUCCCGUCACCUUAGCUUAUUGGGAUUACCUGUUAACCAUGUUCAGACACCAUUUGAUGAAUUUGAUUUUGCUGUUACAAAUCUUGCUGUAGACUUACAGUGUGGAGUGCGUCUAGUGCGAACCAUGGAACUUCUCACACAGAACUGGACUCUGUCAAAGAAACUCAGAAUUCCUGCCAUCAGUCGUCUUCAAAAGAUGCACAAUGUUGACAUUGUUCUUCAGAUUCUUAAAUCACGAGGAAUUCAAUUAAAUGAUGAGCAUGGAAAUACGAUUCUAUCUAAGGAUAUUGUGGAUAGGCACAGAGAAAAAACUCUCGGGUUGCUUUGGAAAAUUGCAUUUGCUUUUCAGGUGGAUAUUUCCCUUAAUUUAGACCAAUUAAAGAAAGAAAUUGACUUUCUAAAACACACACAGAGUAUAAAGAAAACAAUGUCUGCCCUAUCAUGCCAUUCUGAUGUUAUUAAUAAGAAAAAAGACAAAAGGACUAGUGGUUCCUUUGAGCAAUAUAGUGAAAACAUAAAGUUAUUGAUGGAUUGGGUAAAUGCUGUUUGUGCCUUCUAUAAUAAAAAGGUGGAGAAUUUUACAGUGUCUUUCUCAGAUGGCCGUGUGCUGUGUUACCUGAUCCACCAUUAUCAUCCAUGCUACGUGCCUUUUGAUGCUAUAUGUCAGCGUACUACUCAGACUGUGGAAUGCACACAAACUGGUUCAGUGGUAUUAAAUUCAUCAUCUGAAUCUGAUGAUAGUUCUCUGGAUAUGUCUCUUAAAGCAUCUGGUCAUGAAAAUACUUCAGAACUAUACAAAGAACUCCUAGAAAAUGAAAAGAAAAACUUUCAUUUGGUUAGCUUUGCUGUUAGAGAUCUUGGUGGAAUACCUGCUAUGAUUAAUCAUUCAGAUAUGUCAAAUACAAUUCCAGACGAAAAGGUGGUUAUUACCUAUUUGUCAUUUCUUUGUGCAAGGCUUUUGGAUCUUCGUAAAGAAAUAAGAGCUGCUCGACUUAUACAGACAACAUGGAGAAAAUAUAAAUUAAAAAAAGAUCUCAAACGCCAUCAGGAGCAAGACAAAGCUGCAAGAAUUAUUCAAUCAGCUAUAGUCAAUUUUCUAACUAAACAACGAUUGAAGAAAGAGGUUAAUGCAGCACUGGUCAUUCAGAAAUAUUGGCGAAGACUCUUAGCACAGAGAAAAUUAUUAAUGCUAAAAAGGGAAAAGCUGGAAAAAAUUCAAUAUAAAUCAGCAUCAAUUAUUCAGAGUUAUUGGAGAAGAUAUUCCAGUAGAAAAAGAUUUUUGAAAUUGAAAUAUUAUUCAAUCAUCCUGCAAUCUAGGAUAAGAAUGAUAAUUGCUGUUACAUCUUAUAAACGAAAUCUUUGGGCUAUAGUUACCAUUCAGAGGCAUUGGCGUGCUUGUUUAAGAAGGAAACAAGCAAGAUACAGAGGUUAUAAAGUACGCCAGUUAAUCAAACAACAAUCUAUAGCUGCUCUUAAAAUUCAAACUGCUUGUAGAGGCUAUAGUCAAAGAGUAAAAUAUCAAUCUGUGCUUCAGUCUAUUGUGAAGAUUCAGAGGUGGUACAGGGCCUACAAGACUGUUUAUGAUAUAAGAACACAUUUUUUACAGACAAGGGCAGCUGUAAUUUCCCUCCAGAGUGCUUAUCGUGGCUGGAAAGCUCGGAGGCAGAUCCAAAGGGAACAUCAAGCUGCAGUGAAGAUUCAGUCUGCUUUUAGAAUGGCUAAGGCCCGGAAACAGUUUAGAUUUUUAAGAACAGCAACAGUAGUCAUCCAGCAACAUCUGAAAGCAUGGAUUGCAGGAAAGAAGCAACGUUUGGAGUAUAUUGAACUCCGUCUUGCAGCACUGACACUUCAAUCCACGUGGAAGGGAAGAACAGUGAGAAGGCAGAUUCAAAGGCAACACCAAUGUGCUAUCAUCAUACAGGCAUGCUAUAGAAUGCAUGUGCAACAAAAGAAGUGGAAAGCCAUGAAAGAAGCCGCUCUUCUGAUUCAAAAGUAUUAUAGGGCUUACAGUAUUGGGAGGGAACAGCGUUGUUUAUAUUUGAGAAAAAAGGAAGCUAUAGUAAUUUUACAGUCAGCUUACCGUGGUAUGAAAGUGAGAAAAAGAAUAAAGGAUUGCAACAAAGCAGCAGUCACUAUACAGUCUAGUUAUAGAGCCUACAAAACCAAAAGGAAAUAUGCAACCUAUCGAGCUUCAGCUAUUAUAAUUCAGAGAUGGUAUCGAGAUAUUAAAAUUACAAACCAUCAACAUGAGGAAUAUCUUAACUUAAGGAAGGCAGCAGUUAAAGUCCAAGCUGUAUAUAGAGGUGUUAGAGUGAGAAGACAUAUUCAACACAUGCACAUUGCAGCCACUUCUAUUAAAGCCAUGUUUAAAAUGCAUCAGUCAAGAGUAAGAUACCAUACAAUGAGAUCAGCAGCUAUUAUAAUUCAAGUAAGAUACAGAGCAUAUUAUCAAGGUAAAAUUCAGCGUGAAAAAUAUCUGACAAUUUUGAAAGCUAUUAAUAUUCUUCAGGCAAGUUUUAGAGGAGUAAGAGUUAGACAGACUCUAAAAAGGAUGCACACUGCAGCAACACUCAUUCAAUCAUACUAUAGAAGAUACAGACAGCAAACAUAUUUUAAUAAGUUAAAGAAGGUAACAAAAACAAUACAACAGAGAUACCGGGCAGUGAAGAAAAGACACGUUCAAUUUCAAAGGUAUAACAAAUUGAGGCAUUCCAUAAUAUGCAUUCAGGCUGUUUUUAGGGGUAUGAAAGCUAGAAGACAUUUAAAAGUUAUGCAUGUAGCCGCAACCCUUAUUCAGAGAAGAUUUAGAACUCUAAUGAUGAGAAGAAGAUUCCUCACUCUCAAGAAAACUGUCAUUUGGAUUCAGAGAAAAUACCGGGCACAUCUUUGUGCAAAGCGUCACUUACAAUUCCUUCGGUUACAAAAGGCAGCUAUUAGAAUCCAGACAUCAUACAGAAGGUGGAUGGUAAGGAAAAAGAUGCAAGAGAUGCACAGGGCUGCUACUUUGAUCCAGGCUACUUUCAGAAUGCACAUAGCACGUAUGAGAUACCAGGCUUUGAAACAGGCCUCCAUUGUGAUCCAGUGGCAAUACCAAGCAAACAGAGCAGCAAAACUGCAGAGGCAGCAUUAUCUCAGGCAGAGACAUUCUGCUGUGAUCCUUCAGGCUGCAUUCAGGGGUAUGAAAAUUAGAAGACAUUUGAAAACCAUGCAUUCCUCUGCAACCCUUAUUCAGAGAAGGUUUAGAUCAUUAGUGAUAAGGAGAAGAUUCAUUUCCCUCAAAAAAGCUGCUAUUUUUGUUCAGAGGAAAUUUCGAGCCACCAUUUGUGCUAAGCAUACAUUGCACCAAUUCUUGCAGUUACGAAAGGCAGCUAUUAUAAUACAGUCAUCUUACAGACGACUGAUAGUAAAAAAGAAGUUACAAGAAAUGCAUAAGGCUGCAGUUCUCAUCCAGGCUACUUUCCGAAUGCACAAAACCUAUAUUACAUUUCAGACUUGGAAACAUGCCUCAAUUUUAAUUCAGCGACAUUAUCGAAUAUACAGAGCUGCAAAAUUGCAAAGAGAAAAUUAUGUGAGACAAUGGCAUUCUGCUGUUGUCAUUCAGGCUGCAUAUAAAGGAAUGAAAGCAAGACAGCUUUUAAGGGAAAAGCACCAAGCUGCCAUCAUAAUACAAAGCACAUAUAGAAUGUAUAGGCAAUAUUAUUUCUACCAAAGGCUUCAGUGGGCUACAAAAGUAAUACAAGAAAAAUAUAGAGCAAAUAAAAAGAAAUCUGUUCAACACAAUGAGCUUAAGAAAGCAGAGACUUGUAUUCAGACAAGUUUUCAGGACAUGAACAUAAGGAAACAAAUUGAGAAACGGCAUCAGGCUGCCGUUAUUAUUCAGAAACAUUUUAAAGCCUUUAAAAUAAGGAGGCAUUAUCUCCAUCUCAAAGCAACAGUGGUUUCUGUUCAGAGAAGAUACAGAGCACUAACUGCAGUACGCACCCAAGCAGUUCUUUGUAUACAGUCUUCUUACAGGGGCCUUAAGGUACACAGGGAUAUCCAGUCUAUGCACCUGGCUGCCACACUGAUUCAGUCAUUCUACCGAAUGCACAGGGCCAAAGCUGAUUAUCAAGCAAAGAAAACUGCAGUCGUUGUUAUACAAAAUUAUUAUAGGUCAUAUGUUAGAGUUAAAAUGGAAAGGAAAAAAUUUUUAGCAGUUCAGAAAUCUGCAAGAACUAUUCAGGCUGCUUUUAGAGGCAUGAAAAUUAGACAAAAAUUGAAAACCAUAUCUGAAGAAAAGAUGUCAGCCAUCAUUGGCCAAUCUGCACUCUGCUGUUAUGGAGCUAAAAUGCAGUAUGACUCUGUUCAAAGUGAGGACGUUAUGAUUCAAGAGUGGCAUAAAGCUGCUCCACUUGCUUGUUUUCAGGACGCAGAGUAUCAUUCUCAGAGUAGGGAUGCAGAACUAGUUAAAAAAGUUUUUCAUAAAAUGUUCACAAGAGAACUGGAAAUACAGAAAUGUGCUGCCUUACGCAUUCAGUCCUUCCUUCAGAUGGCUGUGUGUCGAAGAAGGUUCGUUCGGCAGAAAAGGGCUACCAUCACCUUACAGCAGUAUUUCAGGACAAGGCAAACCAGAAGACGGUUUUUACUGUAUAGAAAAGCAGCAGUGGUUUUACAAAAUCACCACAGAGCCCUUUUGUCUGCAAAACAACAAAGACAAGUUUAUUUACAAAUCAGGAACAGUGUUAUCAUCAUUCAAGCAAGAACAAAAGGAUUUAUACAGAAACGGAAGUUUCAGAAAAUUAAAAAUAGCACCAUAAAAAUUCAGGCUUUGUGGAGGAGAUAUAAAGCCAAGAAAUAUUUAUGUAAAGUAAAAGCUGCCUGCAAGAUUCAAGCCUGGUAUAGGUGUUGUAGAGCACGCAAAGAAUAUCUCGCUGUAUUAAAAGCUGUUAAAAUCAUUCAAGGUCGCUUCUAUACCAAACUGGAGAGAACACGGUUUUUGAAUCUGAGAACAUCAACAAUUAUCAUUCAGAGAAAAUGGAGAGCUACACUUUCUGCAAGAAUAGCUCGUGAGCACUUCUUAAUGAUAAAAAGACAUCAAGCUGCUUGUUUGAUCCAAGCACAUUUUAGAGGAUAUAAAGGAAGGCAGAUCUUUCUUCAGCAGAAAUCUGCUGCUUUGAUCAUACAAAGAUACGUACGAGCUAGGGAAGCUGGAAAGUGUGAAAGGAUAAAAUAUGUUGAAUUAAAAAAAUCUACAGUUAUUCUACAAGCACUGAUUUUAGAACAGAAAGCCAAAAUUCGGCUUCUCCACUUCACUGCAGCUGGAUAUUACCACCUGUCUGCUCUUAGAAUCCAAAGAGCAUAUAGACGCCACAUGGCUAUGAAGAACGCCAGCAAGCAGGUGCAUGCAGCCAUCUGUAUUCAGAGAUGGUUUCGAGCAAGAUUACAACAAAAGAGGCUUAUUCAGAAAUAUCAUGGCAUCAUAAAAACUGAAUAUGAAGUUCAAGAACAUCUGAGCCAGCAAAAUAGGGCUGCAUCGGUGAUACAGAAAGCAGUUCGCCAGUUCCUCCUUCAUAAAAAACAGGAAAGAUUUACUAGUGCAAUCACUAAAAUUCAGGCAUUAUGGAGAGGCUAUUCUUGGCGGAAGAAAAAUGAUUGUACAAAAAUUAAAGCUAUACGACUAAGUCUUCAAGUUGUUAAUAGGGAGGUUCGGGAAGAAAACAAACUCUACAAAAGAACUGCUCUUGCACUUCAUUAUCUUUUGACGUAUAAGCACUUUUCUGCCAUUCUUGAGGCUUUAAAGCAUUUAGAGGUAGUCACUAGAUUGUCUCCACUUUGCUGUGAGAACAUGGCCCAGAGUGCUGCGAUUUCUAAAAUAUUUGUUUUGAUCCGAAGUUGUAAUCGCAGUGUUCCCUGCAUGGAAGUCAUCAGAUACUCUGUGCAAGUCUUGCUUAAUGUAGCUAAGUAUGAAAAAACUACUUCGGCAGUUUAUGAGGUAGGAAACUGUAUAGACACACUCCUGGAGCUCUUGCAAACAUACCGGGAGAAGUCUGGUGACAGAGUGACAGACAAAGGCGGCAGCAUUUUCACAAAAACUUGUUGUCUGCUGGCCAUCUUAUUGAAACCGACAAGUCGAGCCUCUGAUGUACGAAGUAGGUCCAAAGUUGUUGACCGUAUUUAUAGUCUCUACAAACUUACAGCCCGUAAACAUAAAAUGGAUAAUGAAAGAAUGCUUUAUAAACAAAAGAAGAAUUCUUCUGUAAGCAUUCCCUUUUUUCCAGAAACACCUGUGAGGACCAGAAUAGUUUCAAGACUUAAUCCAGAUUGGGUUUUGAGGAGAGACAGCUUGGAAGACAUCACAGACCCCCUGCAGGCCAUUCAAAUGGUGAUGGAUACCCUGGGCAUUCCGUAUUAGUAAAUAGAAGUAUUAUGUACUUAAUGACGAGUCCCUAGUGCUUUGGGAUUGUUAAAAUUUUUAUGAAGCACACCACUGAAGAUG